AGCGGGACUGCGCCGCGCAGGGCGCUAGGAGGCAUUGUCGCCGUGCCUGUAUGAGCAGCAGUCCAGCCUGGUGGCUGGCAACAGGAUACCCACGUCUGCAUGCUGAAGAAGAUGGGCGAGGCAGUGGCCAGAGUUGCGAGGAAGGUCAACGAGACAGUGGAGAGCGGCUCGGACACCCUGGACCUGGCCGAGUGCAAGCUGGUCUCCUUCCCCAUCGGCAUCUACAAGGUCCUGCGGAAUGUCACCGAGCAGAUCCACCUCAUCACACUGGCCAACAAUGAGCUCAAGUCCCUCACCAGCAAGUUCAUGACCACGUUCUGCCAGCUCCGAGGUAAAGACAGUUAA
Messenger RNA from Sorex araneus (European shrew), 345 nucleotides. RefSeq names its product leucine-rich repeat-containing protein 20-like. Lineage: Eukaryota; Metazoa; Chordata; Mammalia; Eulipotyphla; Soricidae. The coding region runs from base 100 to 345 and encodes 81 amino acids. The record is from RefSeq and is a predicted model, not a curated record. The transcript has a single exon.